UUUCAGUUGCCCGUCGAGUGUUCGCCAUGGAGAACGCUUCUGCUGUUGUUGCUGCCAGCCAGCUCGUGCUGCUGAUUCUGAUUGCUGGCAUUGCUGGGUGUGCCCAGGGUCAUUUGCUGUCCCAGCCAGCGCUGGAAUUACGCAUUCAGGCCCAGGAACAGCUCAUCUCGCAGCACAACGACAGCGCCUAUGUGCAGCGUCUGAUGCGGCUGUCCAAGUCCGCGGAGAUGCGCAACUACAUGCAGCCCGAGCUGCAGCCCUGCGACAACUUCUACGACUACAGCUGCGGCAACUGGGCCAAAAUCAAUCCAGCAAACACCGCAAAUCUACGCGAGACCAACUACGAGCAGCUGCUGCUCAAAGGCUACCACCACAAGCAGCAGCGACUGCUGCAGCGACCGGCUGACGCGGCCAUCGAUGCGGAGGCGGUGCUCAAGUUGAAGGAGUUCUAUGCCAGCUGCCUGCACUACCGUGAGACACCGCUGCCCGUUUACCGCCAACAGUUGCUGGAGAUUGUGGCCGAGUUCGGACACAUGCCCGCCCUGGCACUGCCGGGACAGCAGUGGCCCGCCGACGAGUUCGAUUGGGUGGCCACCGUGGCACGCAUCAAGCGGAAGUACGGGCUGGACAUCAUGCUGCGCCUUCAGGUGUCUCCUGCGGCCAUCUAUGUGGGACAACCGCAGCAGAUUCGGCCACAACCCAAUCGCCUGGGACGAGCUGCCAGCAUACGGGAGUGGCUCAUUUGGAAUUUGGGCGUGGAAAGGCAAUUGGCAGAGACCACAUCGCUGGAGAUCACAAAUAUAGAGGAUUUGGUGGCUCGCUAUAUGCGGGAUAUUCCAGUGGGAGUGCUGGCACGUCCCCGCACAGCCAAGGAGCUGGACGAGCUCUACUUGCCCGUGUACAACCUCACCGAGUACAUUGAACUGGUCCUCGAUCGGCCAUUGAACCCGAACGACACGCUGUUCGAGCACGUGCCCAGCUAUCAGGCACACUUGCUGGACUUUGUGGGCAGCGUUAGCCCCCAGAUGCAUGCCAAUUACAUCUUCUACUCGCUGCUGGAGCACUUCAGCUACGAGUGGGCUGGCUCCGUGGUGGAUCACUGCAUGCCCAAGGCCCGCAGUCUGUUCCCCGAGCUGCUCGACAACAUGGUCUUAAGGGAGUACGGAGAUGCAGCCACGCUCAGCGACAUCGAGGCCGUGUGGCAGCAGAUCAAGCGCAGCUUCCGCGACAUGCUGGAGAGCGACACCGCCGAUUGGUUGGCUCUGGCAGCGCGGACCCAUGUGCUGGACCAAAUCAAUGCCACUCGCCUGCUGGUCAACGGACAUGCGGAUGUCAAUUUCACGCAGACCUACGAAGAAUUGCAGCUAAAGCCUCGGGACUAUCUGCACAAUCUGCGGGCCGUGCUCAGUCAUGAUAGUCUGAAGACCAAAAUGUCUGCCGCUCCUCUGACUGCGCCCAGCUAUGAUGCCGUGGAGAAGCGUAUCCUGUUGCCGGUGGCCCUGCUGCAGCCGAACUAUCUGUGGUCCAGAUACUACCCACGUGCCCUGCGCUACGGCAGCUUGGGCACUCUGCUCGCCCACGAGCUGGCACACAGCAUCGAGGAUGUCUCCCACUGGGACCACUCCUCGAUGAUGGCCUACCACAAGCGUUGGGCCUGCUUCAAGGAACAGUACGGACGCCUGCGACUCAAUGGAGAGUACCUGCCGAAGAGCGAUCUGCAGGCGGAGAACAUUGCCGACAAUCUGGCUGUGCAGGUGUCCUACCACGCCUACUCCAAGUACUUGCAGGAGCUGGCCCCAUCCGCCCUAUCCUCGGAGCAGCUGCCACAGAUGACGCAGAGUCCGCGGCAGUUGUUCUUCCUCAGCUAUGCCCAGUUCUGGUGCAACGAUUCCCAAGAGAGAUUCCGCGACAGGAAAGCCCUUAUCGUCUCGUAUACACCCAAUGCCCUGAGGGUGCUUGGAGCACUCUCCAACCUGGAGGCCUUCCAGCGGGACUUUGCCUGCAGCGGUGGCAGUCCGAUGAGCUCCUCCCCGAAGUGUCAGCUGUAUGGCUUAUCCAUGGAUUAGCAACUUAGUCUCGGUUCAAAUAUAUUCUUAUACACAGUUUAAA
Molecule: messenger RNA, 2109 nt
Organism: Drosophila subobscura
Lineage: Eukaryota; Metazoa; Arthropoda; Insecta; Diptera; Drosophilidae
Product: endothelin-converting enzyme homolog
Exons: 1
Coding region: 27-2066 (679 amino acids)
Biological process (GO): protein processing
Cellular component (GO): plasma membrane
Molecular function (GO): metalloendopeptidase activity
Source: RefSeq, a predicted model, not a curated record